Messenger RNA from Didymodactylos carnosus, 5004 nucleotides. Lineage: Eukaryota; Metazoa; Rotifera; Eurotatoria; Philodinida; Philodinidae. The record is from the annotation of a GenBank genome assembly.
AUGGUUUACGGUGUUGAUUCGGGUGUACUCGAGUCACCGGCUGAUAGAUAUGGAAAAACAUCACUUUGUAUGCGUAAUGCAAAACGAUUGUUUAAAUGUGUCGCCUACGUAUUCUAUUUUAUUGGUGUUUUGAUAUUUGCUGUGGCCAGUAAAGGUUCAUUUCUUUUAAUGACACAAAGUUUAGGAAAUCGUUUUCAAGAAAAGCAAUAUGCUAGUCGAUGGUCAGUCAUGUUGGUGGCCGUUGUCUGUGUACCAUAUGUAUUUUUGUUUCUUGAAUCAUUAGCCAAAAGUUUAUUUCGUAAUAAACGAGGACCGGCAUUAACUGAUCUAUUGACAAUAUUUGUUCUUGAAAGCAUUCAUACGUUCGGUCUCUGUUUGCUUGUGUUUCGUGUUUUACCAAGUUGUGACGUUAUUCGAAGUUUAUUACUGAUGAAUGCCGUAUGCACGAUACCUAGUUUUUGUAAAUUAACAUUGUCGAAGAGUAAUACUCGGCCUGUUCUACGAUUUCUUAUGCUAUUUAUUGAUUUGGCUGCAUUUGCUGCUCAAUGUUCUGUUUAUUUUAUUGUUACAAGCACACAGUAUACACCAUUUUUAUCAAAAACAACAACACCGUCUUCUCCUAUUGGCGCUCAACAAGUAUCAAAUGAUGUUAAUGAUCCAUUUAAUAAUUACGACAUGGGACGUCAGAUAGCAACAGGUCUUGGACAAGAUGCUGAAAAACCCCGGCUACGCUUCGGAUGGGAAGCCCCAAUUGCUCUAUUCUGUGUGUCAAUUGUCUGGUGGGAAAACUAUGUUGACCGUGAUAUACGUUUGGGAAAGUUAAAUUUUCCACUUGGCACUUACAAACGUCAUUUACAAUCGGUCCGAUCUAAAGCGAAUAUUGGUGCCUCAAUAUGGAAAAUUGCAUUGACGGCAUCAUUCAGUUUUUUACUAUUGCCACGGGAACGUUUCGAUAAUGUAUUUGUGUCAUAUGUAGCAACCGUAAGACCAUCAAAUUUAGACGAUAUGUCACCGGGACUUGCUGGUGUAGGAACAGCAACAGAUUUAAAUAAUUUUGAUAGUCAACCUAACAUGUUUGAUAGCCCAGAAUGGGCAAGUGCAGCACCGCCAAAGAAAAAGAAACGACAAAUUCAAAAUGAUAAUUUACCUGAAGAUAUGCUGAAUAUUUCGGCAAAAAUUGGCGGUCUACCACCCGAAAUGCCAUUUGCAGAUGAUGAACAUGCGACAAUAAGUCCAUGGGAUAUCAUACCGGCUGCUGAGAAAACAGCUGAUGACUAUUGGAGAUCUAUCGGUCCAUUUUUACCCAUGUUAAUUCAUUUUUUUUCAACGGGAUUAUGUUAUUAUUUUGCAAAAUCAGCAUGUAAAAUGCAAAUGCAACGUGUAGCAUUUUCUGUACCGUUAACACUUGCCACUCCGGUGACAUUAGGCAUUUUCAUUGGUUUAUGUCAAUGGAAAAGUGAUCAAGUCAUAUUUAUUAAAGAAGUAAUGUAUUGGGAAUGUAGUGAAAGCUUAAAUUUUCAACGAAUAACGUGGCACAUUUUAAUCGGAAUGGGUCUGUGGUGGUUAUCAGAAUUGUGGAUAACAGCACAUAUUUGGUUUCCAGAAAAUAAGCGUUUGGCAACAACUGAAACACUGUUUGUUCUUCCACAAUAUUGCAGUGCUCUUAUUGAGCAAUCUCUAUUAUUAAAUCGGCGACGAAAUGAACCAGAACAUCGAAAAAAUAAACUUGAAGAACAUUUUGAAGAUUUAGAUAUUAUUGAUGGUUUAACAUCCUUUUCUGAUGACGAAAAACUCGAAAGUAACACCAAAAUAUAUCUAUGUGGGACUCUUUGGCAUGAAAGUAUGAGUGAAAUGGUGCUCAUGUUGAAGUCGGUUAUGAGAAUGGAUAUUGAUCAAAGUGCACGUCGUCAAGCUAGAGAUGAAUUUCAAGUUGUUGAUCCCGAUUUUUAUGAAAUGGAAGCUCACGUCUUUUUUGAUGAUGCAUUUAACAAUAAUGAAAAAGAUCAACGAACAAUGAAUAGUUUUGUUAAAGAAUUUUUUGGUGCUAUUGACAAAGCAGCAGGGAUUGUUCAUGACGUUGACGGAAUGAGAAUGGCACCACCAAUAAAGACGGCUACACCGUAUGGUGGACGAUUAGACUGGCGUUUACCAGGUGGAAAUCUUUUAGUUUUACAUCUAAAAGAUAAAUUAAAAGUUAGCAAGAAAAAACGAUGGAGUAUGGUAAUGUACAUGUACUAUUUGCUUGGUUUUCGAAUUCUUGGACAAUGUGAACAACGUUUACAAUCAUUGAUUAAAUUGAUUGAAGAAAAUCCUAAAAAGAAAUUAUAUCGAAGACAUUUUGAUCAAAAUGAAGAUUUACAUGUUUAUUACAAAGAUGUACUUGGACCUCGUCUGUUAUUAGAGUCAGAAAAUACUUUUGUACUAUCUGUGGAUGGUGAUUGUGAUUUUUCACCCGAAGCUGUUCGUCUACUAGUUGAUCGUAUGAAAAAAAAUAAAAAAGUCGGUGCCGUUUGUAGUAGAAUCCAUCCAAUUGGCUCUGGUCCACUGAUAUGGUAUCAAAAAAUGGAGUAUGCAAUGUGUUAUUGGCUACAAAAAACGACUGAACAUAGUCUUGGAUGUGUGUUGUGUGCACCCGGUUGUUUUGCACUCUAUCGUGCUUCCGCCUUAAUGGAUGAUAAUGUUAUGAAAUUAUUUGCAUCAAAAUGUGAAACAGCCGAAGAUUUUAUCCUUCGAGAUUUAGGUGAAGAUCGUUUUCUGAGUAAACUACUGAUUGAACAAGGUUAUAAAAUUGAAUAUUGUGCAGCAGCUGAUUGUUAUACUCAUGCACCAGAAACAUUCACUUCGUUUUUUAAUCAACGUCGUCGAUGGAUACCAUCAACACUUGGAACAACAGUUUCAAUAUUAAAAAAUUAUCGUCGAACAAUUCGUAUUAACGAGAGUGUAUCAUUUUUAUCGGUAUUAUAUCAUGUAUUCUAUCUUGGCUUAUAUAUUUUGAGUCCAGCUACUAUUACCAUUGCUAUUGCGGAUGCUUUUAAUGCUACAACUGAUAUUGAUUAUUGGUCAUCAUUUUUAUUGGCAUGUUUUCCAGCUGUUCUAUUUCUAAUGAUAUGUUAUCAUGAUAUUAAUGAAGAGAAAAAAAUAAUUUGUGCAGCGAUAUUCGGAACAUAUUAUUCAAUAUUAAUGAUGAUUGUCAUUGUUGGAACCAUUGUACGACUUUGUGAAGGAUCAUGGAAAACAACGGCCGUUUUUUUCCUUCUGUUUAUGGGUAUUAUAUUCUUAUUAACAGCCAUAUGUCAUCCAUAUGAAUUAGAUUGUGUCAAACCAUGCUUAUUAUUUUUCCUUUGUAUUCCAACAAGUUAUAUAUUAUUAAUUAUAUAUGCAUUAACUAAUGCAAAUGCUAAUGCUUGGGGUACAAGAGAAAAUAUUUAUAUACCUCAUGAAAAAAAGAAAAAAUUUAAGACUAAAGCUGAAUGUAUUCAAUUCUUAGAACAACAAUUUGCAAGUGCAAAAAAUACAAAUGAAUUAUUAGGUAUUUUAGAAACAUUAAUUGAUGAAUGUCAUACUCAACAGACAGAGUCAAGUGAUCAAUUGUUAGCACAAAUAACGGCUGUUCUAAAUCGAAUACAUUUAUUCGAGGAUGUUGAUAAACGUUUACAUAAAGGUCUUGAUUUACACGGUUUGGGACUCGAUGAAUUAAUUAAUAAUGAACCACAACAGAUUAAUGAACAACAUAUCGUUAAUAAUCGAAAAUCUACAAAACGUGAUGAAAAAAUAAAUCCAUAUUGGUUUGAUAAUGAUCAUUUAAAAUAUGCUGAAUUAUCUCAUUUAUCGAAUGAUGAACAUUUAUUUUGGAAAAAAUUAAUUAAAAAAUAUUUAAUGCCUCAACAUCGAGAUGCAUUAGAAAAACAAAAAUUACAAUUAGGAUUAAAUGAUUUACGUGAUCGAAGUGUAUUUGCAUUUUUUAUGUUAGAUGCAUUAUGGAUUGCAUUUGUAUUCUCAGUACUACUAGCACAAAAUCGUUUAAAAGAUAUGUUAUUUAUACCAAUACCAAUACCAUCAUUAUAUUAUCAACCAGUUAGCAUUGAACCGUUAGGUGUGGUGUUGAUCGUAUGUUUUUGUAUGAUUUGUCUGAUACAAUUUGUUGCCAUGUUAUGUCAUCGCUAUAAUACAUUUCAACAUAUUCUGGCAUCAACGAAAUUAAGAUCAAAUGUUCAUGAAGGUGUACGAAUUGAAGAUAUUAUGGAUAUUGUAAAAAUGUUACAACAAAUUAAACCAAUUGAUGAAGAAAAUGAGCCAUUGCCAGAUUAUAGUGAUGGUGAAAUUGAAAAAGUUGAAAAUGAAGCGGAAGGAGGAGAUGGGGCUUCUGUGGUUGGCUCGGAUGAUGAAGUCUUUAUUAAUAGUUCACCGAUUAGAAAUGAACAAAUGAUAGCUGAAUCUGGUGGUAAUACAAAAGUUCAAUUAAUCGAUGAAGGACUGAAAAAAUUGAGACACAGACUAAGUCGUCGUCGUGGUAAAGGAGAAAAACAAUUGAGUGAGACGAAAGGUAUUGACAAUCCGUCCUUUCAGUUAGAUGAAACUCUACCUCAAACAGAACAUUUAUCACCAAAACACAAACGGAAAACAAGAUCGAGUGCAAGUCCAAUGAAACGAGUACAUAAAUCAAGACAUAAUCGUCCACAGAGUGACACACGUCCCAUGUCAUCACAUCAUCAUGGCGGAAUGUUAGAGACAUCCAUGGUGUCGAGUCAAAAUCAUCACCAUCAUCAUUCACAUCAACAAGCGCAACCAUCACGUAAUCGACGAAGCCAUUAUAAUAAAAAAUUACAAAAGAAAAAUUCGUUAGAUGCAAAUUUUAGACGACGAGUGGAAAAAUUGAAAGAGGCUAAUAGUCAUACAGACCUGGCUAAGUCUCAUAAUGCACCGCCAAUUAAAAUUCUUGAUACGAGACUCAAUAAAGUUUUAUUUAAUCUGAAAGGCGUUCCUGUUGGACCAAAUGUUUUGUAG